Molecule: messenger RNA, 654 nt
Organism: Malaya genurostris
Lineage: Eukaryota; Metazoa; Arthropoda; Insecta; Diptera; Culicidae
Exons: 1
Coding region: 121-654 (177 amino acids)
Source: RefSeq, a predicted model, not a curated record
CCAUACGAGUUAUGGUAUUGAAAGAAGCCAUCGUAUGCUCAUCUGCGAGUUUUCGGAUCAGAUGCAUACGUACACGUACCAAAAGAGAAGAGGAAGAAACUUGAUACAAAAGCUAUAAAGAUGACUUUUGUCGGUUAUGCGGAAGGGCGGAAAGCUUAUCGUUUUUUACAUCCGAAUGGUGACUGGGUUGUUAUAAGCCGUGACGCCAAGUUUCUGGAGAUGAACGACGGUCAAGGAGCUGUCCAAAUCAAAAACAACGUGUCGUUAAACGAAGCAGUGCAACCUACAAACAAUCGAACGGAAACGUUUGAUGUUUCAAUAGGCAGUAGCGAAAAGUGCGUUCGCGAUAAUACGACUGAACCUCCACAGGAUGACGACGAAAUUACGGAAACGACGUCAGAUUCUGCAAGUGCGGACAAUGGUGGAAGAGACAGUUCAGAUUUGGAUUUUUCCGUGUUCGAGAAUGCUACAGAAGGAGACUCGCCCUUCGCAGGAUUUCCUCUGGACGAUAUUGCUCGGCGCUCGAAACGAUUCACAAAGGGUGUACCACCACGUAGACUAAUAAAUGAAACUUUAGUGGCAGCUGCAAUGAAUGACGAAGUGGAACCGACGUGUUUACAGGAGGCAUUACAGUGUGACCAAAGUAUGGCAUAG